Messenger RNA from Amphimedon queenslandica, 1266 nucleotides. RefSeq lists its product as uncharacterized. Lineage: Eukaryota; Metazoa; Porifera; Demospongiae; Haplosclerida; Niphatidae. Bases 94 to 1266 code for a protein of 390 amino acids. The transcript has 6 exons. The record is from RefSeq and is a predicted model, not a curated record. Gene Ontology annotation, molecular function: protein binding.
UUGUUGAACUGUGCUGCAUGAGCAGUAAAAUGUUGGGUGGGCCUGGAUCAGGUGAUAAUUUUUAGGGCGUUGGCUCGUAGAUAGCUCGUAAAGAUGGACAGAAAUGUAGAUGAAAAAGAUCAGUAUAGAUUUAAUUGGAGGGCUCGACACACAACUGCAGUAGUAGGAGAGGUCCUAUACUGCUGGGGAGGGGACCAAGGAUUAGAUGAAUCAGAAUGCGAUUGCAGCGGUGAUUUUCCUAAAAAGAGAGAGCAUAUUUCUGUUAUUGAUAAGUUUGACAUUUCAUCUGGUGUUUGGUCCUCUCGACCUACUAGUGGUACUCCUCCAUUGGGAAUCAGAGGAGUCUCCUGUACUGUCAUUAAUAAGAAUAUUUAUUAUUUUGGUGGUUUUUGUGGCCAUGGUAGCUGUUAUCAUAACAGUUUGAACUGUUUAGACACUUUAACUCUUCAAUGGAAAAAAUUACAACCAGCUGGUGAAAAUUAUGUGACUAAGAGAGGCUAUGGUGGUAUGAUAGCAAUGGGAAGUGAAGGUGGACCUCAACAAUUACUGGUUAUUGGUGGACUUGCUCCAGUAUCAACUACUAGUACUACACACUGUCAUCAUCAGUUUGAAUACAAUAAGAUACCUUAUCGGCUCGAUCGUCUUAGUACUAAUGAACAGAAUAUCUACAACCUGUCUAGCGGACAAUGGAUUAUUCCAUGUGUUAUUGGACAGUGUUUUUUACCAACUAAAGACUUAAUAAUUGAAAAGAUCAGCCAUAAUAAAGGAAUUAUGUAUGGAGGAGCAGUAAAUGAUGGUGAUAUCAGUGUACCUACUAACAGCAUCUACUUGUUUGAGUUUUCACAUAAUGAUACUACAAUAAACUGGGAGUGUCUUAACAAAGGAUCAAUACCUAAUGAUAGACUGUGGUCUAAAGAGAGAUAUAGUCACUAUAUCUUUUAUUUUCUACAGAUUCCUCUACCUGAUUCUGUUACUGGCAGAUACUAUCACACUGUAUCAUCUUUUGUUGUUGAUCCUAAUCAUGUGUUCCUGAUAGUAUUGGGAGGUUAUGCAAAGACAACGCAGAUUGAUGUAGGAGGAGGAGCAAUAGAUUGGAUUAAUACACGUGUUACUAAUUCUCAUAUCACAAUGGUAGUAGAACUAGUUUUUCACGAUGGUCAAUGGUCAGUGGAAUCAGUCAGUAGUGGGAUGUUUAGAGUAAACAAUCAAUUACUUUGGGAAGAAUUAUUGAAGAUUAAAUCAGGUAUGAUUAUUGUAUUUGCAUGA